AUGGCGGACAGGACCCGCGAGGCCGACGACGGCAACGAAGCUCUCGACCCCGAGCUCCUGUACUCGAAGGAGUACUGCAUAGGCGGUGGCAGCUUCGGCAAGGUCUACAAAGGUGUCGACAAACGAACGGGACAGGCCGUGGCCAUCAAGGUGAUUGACAUUGAAAACGCCGACGACGAGGUCGAAGACAUCAUCCAGGAAAUCGCCAUCCUAUCCGAGCUGCAGUCGCCGUACGUGACCAAGUACUACGGCUCCUACGCCAAGGGGGCCGAGCUGUGGAUCGUCAUGGAAUUCUGCGCCGGCGGAAGCUGCGCGGACCUUAUGAAGCCGGGCCUGAUUGGCGAGGAUUACAUUGCCAUCAUGAUCCGCGAGUUGCUGAUGGGGCUGGACUACCUGCACUCGGACAAGAAGCUGCACAGAGACAUCAAAGCCGCCAACGUUUUGCUCAGCUCCGGGGGACAGGUCAAGCUUGCCGACUUUGGCGUCUCGGGCCAGCUCUCGGCGACGAUGACGAAGAAGAACACGUUUGUCGGCACGCCCUUUUGGAUGGCGCCCGAGGUCAUCAAGCAGUCCGGCUACGACCACAAGGCCGACAUCUGGUCGCUCGGCAUCACGGCCCUCGAGCUGGCCAAGGGCGAGCCGCCCUACGCCGACAUCCACCCGAUGAAGGUGCUCUUCCUCAUCCCCAAGAACCCGCCGCCGAGGCUCGAAGGCAACUUCACAAAGGCCUUCAAGGACUUUGUCGAGCUCUGCCUGCAGCGAGACCCCAAGGACCGGCCGACGGCAAAGGACCUGCUGCGGCACCCGUUCGUCCGCAAGGCGAAGAAGACGACGUACCUCACCGAGCUGAUUGAGCGGCACAGCCGAUGGGCGCUGACGCACAAGGGAGACGACGACGACGGAUGGGAGGCCGACGGCGCCGCCGGCCCGGCCGAGCGAGAGAGGGUGGACGAGGACAUGUGGGACUUUGGCACCGUGCGCCUCGUCGGCCACCGCGGCGGACUCGUCCACCGGCCGGGGCUCAACGCCAUGGACGAGAGCGCGACGAACGCGCGACGGGCGCGCUCGUCGGACGAGCCCGACGAGCACGGCACCAAGCGACGGGACCCGAGCCCGGCCAAGGCGCGCGAUGCAGCGCCGCAGCCCAGCGACACGCUCAAGGCGGCCAACCAGGGCCUCGCGCGCCAGACGAGCCCCCAGCGCAAGCCGGUCGCGUCGCAGCAGCAGGCCGCGCAGGCUGCGCCGCCGGCGAGCCCGACGAAGGCGACGGGCGCCGCCGCCGCCGCCGCCGCCGCCGCCGCCGCCGCCGCCGCCGCCGCUCGUCAGGGGUCCGAGACGCCGAUGAGGAACAUUCCCGGCCGAUGGCCGGAUCAGUCCUCGCAGUCGCCCGAGUACGACCGGGCGCUGCAGGCGCAGCUCCAGCGCGACAUGGGCCUCCUGAACCUAAACUUGGUGGGCGGAAAGGGGACGGCGCCGCCGCCGCCUCCGCACGUCACACCAUCCUCGUCGUCGGAAGCGCGGGCGCCGGCGAUGAUGAUUCCCGAGAUACCGCCGUAUCGGGGCUCCGGCCAGCGGAUGGCUUUGCAGCACCAGGCGGCGCAGCGAGCGCCGAGCGUGAGCCUCGUGCCGGCCGAGACCCCUUCGGCGGCGGCAUCUGCACCGGCACCGGCACCGGCACCGACGCCGACGCCGUCGUCCUUUCCGUCGCCGGCGCCGGCGAACCCCAACGGCGAGCUGGACGCGCUCAACGACGUCUUUUUCCCGGCGCUCGAGGAAGCGCUGAAGAGGAGACAGACGCGGCUGCAGCAGGCCUUGAAGCCGAAGCCCGGCGUCGCCGCGACGGCGAAGCAGCAGCGUUGCGAGGCGGCCCACGAGAAGCUGCGCGGCCUCGUGUACAAGCUGGCCAACGUCUGCAAGGAGAUUGACCACUACGACAAGGCCGAGCCGGUGGGGAUGGGGAGGGACGUCACCAACUUUCUCGAGGGCCUCUUGGAGGAGAUAUUGGUGCGCGUCGAGCCGCUCGACGAAGAGGAGGCGUGA
Drechmeria coniospora is the source of this 2040-nucleotide messenger RNA. RefSeq lists its product as uncharacterized. NCBI's taxonomy places the organism in Eukaryota, Fungi, Ascomycota, Sordariomycetes, Hypocreales, Ophiocordycipitaceae. The transcript has 4 exons. The record is from RefSeq and is a predicted model, not a curated record. Bases 1 to 2040 code for a protein of 679 amino acids. Gene Ontology annotation, biological process: protein phosphorylation. Gene Ontology annotation, molecular function: protein kinase activity; ATP binding.